AUUCUCAAGAAUUUAUUAGCGUUUCAGGAAAAUAUAACCAAGCUGCUCAAAUUGCUGAGAUUCUAGAGUUAUAUGAAGAUAGUGAAAAAGAACGUGUAUAUCACGAUUGCAAAAAUACUCAAUUCAAAAAAAGUUUAUUAAUAAUGGAAUUAAAAAAAAAUAAUUUUUUCAAACGUCAGAGAUGUAAAACAGCAUCUAAUGUUCUACACAACGAAACACCUGUUACUAGUAGAAAUAAUAAUAAUAAUAAUAUACAAAAAGUCGGCAGUAGUAAUGGCACUUCUCACAGUUUUAAUAUACACAAUAGUAGAUCACGUUUCAGAUUACCACUUAACAUUCAGAAUAAUGACACAAGUAGUUAUUACUCUGAAGCAGAAUCAGAAUCUCUUUCUUCAUCGCAACCAAUCUAUGAUUAUGUCUAUAAUGUUGCUGAUGAAAAUUCCGAAACAGCAGAUAACAAAACAAGUAAUGUUUACUAUUAUAUAAAUAAUGAUGAGGAAAAACUAUAUAAAAAAUCUGUUUCUUGCAAUACCCCCAAAGUUUGUGAAACAGUCUUUAAAACCCGAAAAACUCCCAAUCAAAAAAACGAUUUAAUAUUAAAUAUACCCUUUAUACCUAUUUGUACUACAUCUACAAGUUCCUCGAGUACACCGAGAUAUAUCCAGAGUGGUGGAAGUCGAAGCCGUCGUUCAUCUAGUUCAAGUGCUCUUAGCCCAUACCGUACUCUCUCGCACUCUGGUUUUAUGCCUGCACAACGUAAUCCAGUUCCUGAUCAUAAGCAUAUACCAUUACCAUCGGAACCAAUGAAAUAUAAACCACUUGGCAAAAGUUCAAGUUUUGAAGGAAUAUUUGCUUCUCCACGGUAUAUUGAAGUUUGCGAGAAUUGUUUUGAAAAUAUUUUUCAAGCGAAAAUAUUACAGGAUAAUAUUAGUGAUGCACUAAAAAGUUCAAACUUUAACAAUUCUAAAAAUUGUAAUGAAAGUGCAACUCAUUGCAGAACAAAUACAGAGAACUCCUCUUACUUGCCUGAAUAUGAUUCGAUCACAACAACUUCAGUUGAUGUGACAGAAAACUUCGCUAGCUUUUCAUCGCAAUUGGAACCACUUUUGGAGGUAGAAGAGAUUGAUAGUGAUAGAUCUGAUAAAAAAGUGGUGAAUUCAAAUCACCAAUCAAAUAAUUUAAAAGAGGUUUUACAAGUUAAUCCAAUAUCUAAAACCAGUUUUAUUGACAAAAUCAUGCGACUUAAUUAUUCAGAAGAAUCUACUAACAGUAACUUUAAGAAAAGAAAUCGUACAAUUUCCAGCAAUAUUUCUGAUAUGACGCCAGAAAAUUAUAGUAAAAAUGAGGUUAUGGAGUCUACAUCUAAAGAAUCUGUAAUGGAAAUAUUGGAAUUUGGUAAUUGCAUCAAAAAUAAUGCUAUAGUUUCAAAUACAAACAUAUUAAGUAAACGCGACAGUGAUCACAAAACCUUUCGAAAUGACAAAAUACGUAGUUCUUUUUCAAAUAAAGACUUUAGUAAAGACCAAAAAGCUCAGUAUUCAAUGGAGACUAAUUAUAAUGAGGUUGCCAAUCCUUCGGACGGCAAGCGCAUGUUAAUGACAAGGGAGGAGCGCAUACACAGAAAACUAAUAUUUCAAGAUCUAUGGGAAGAUCAUAUUCACUUUUUCCAGUGGAAGGAAAAUGAUUGUGAUAUUGUUACUACAGAAAAUAUUCUAAAAAACAAAGGCGGAUUGUCGGAGCAUCAAUCGCGCAUUGAAACAGAAAAAGCACAUAUCACUAAUAAAACUACUAACCGCACUCAAAGUUUGUGUUCUUAUUUUGAGCAAAGGUUACAAGAUGAACCACUCAUUGAGGUAGACAGAAUGAGUAAUAAACAUUUUCAAAGUAAUGAAAAUAACUCAAAAACGUCCAUUGUAACUACCAGUGAUAAUGACUUCAAUAAAGAAAAAGUCGAGAUUAAAAAUAAAACAAUUUUAGAAGAAAUUGAACACAACGAACAUAACAUCAAACAUUUAAAGAAUUCAUCAGUAAAUAUUGAACCCUAUUUUCCAGAAAAGUUUGAGAGAAAUGAUUCCGAAUGUUUAUGUGUGGAUCACGCUUCCGUAAAAAUAAUCAGUCAAAAUGAACGACAGUUCGCAAUAGAACAUAAUAAUAGUGAUUGUAGUAAAAAUCAAACUGGACUUGUUGAGACUGAAAAUGAAGAGCCCACAGAUAUGUUACAAUUAGCAGUUGAUAUUCCAGAAGAAGAGGAAACGCAACAUACAAAUAUAUUCGAAGUUAUUGAUAAUGUUUCAGAAAAGUGUUCACAAAAUGUUAGUAAAGAACAGUUCCAGUGUUGCAAUGAUAAUGAAAAUGAAGAUGGCGGUGAACUAAACCCUCUAAAAUUGACUUUAGCUGAAGAAAAUGUGAUUGAAGAUAUAAAUAAGCAAACAGAGAAUGUUACUAAAAAUGUCUUUAUUACACCAGCAUUAGUUAUAGAAAAAUGCAAAAAGUUGAUGGGUGAUCAAUCUGAGUGCAGAGUUGAACUUGAACAGGGUAAAAAUUGUGAAUGUGAAGAUAAUGUCAAAAAAGUGAUAUCGAGAAUAGGUAUCGAAGAUGAAAAAUGUGAAUCCGAUGCAGAUUUCGUCUUUGAGUCAUGCCAUAAAUUUACAACCAAUACAUCUGAAUUGGUAAUGAAAGAUGAUAAAAGAGUUAAAAACAACCCAAAAAAUUCAAUUGUUGAGUCAUGUAAUAAAUCUACAUAUAAUCAUUUGAAACUCGGAACGGAAAGUGAUAAUAAUGUUGAGUAUCAAUCAAUAGAAAGAACUGAAAUAGUCACUCAAUUUGUUGACAACCUAUAUGGUUUGAUUGCUGAGCCUUGCAUUACAUUUACAAGUAAUGAUUCUAAACUUAGAAUGGAAAGAGAAAACUGUUCUGUAUUGAAAUUGGUUGAAAACACUGAAAUGGUUUCUGAAUUUAUUAACAGCCCAGAUGAAUUGAUUGUUCAGACUAACGAUAAAUUCACAACUGAUCAAUCUAAACAUAGAAUGGAUGGAGAGAACAGUUCUGAAAUCAAAUUAGUUGAAAAUAUUGAAAAAAUUGACAACCCAGAAGAUAUGAUUGUUAAGUUUUGCGAUAUAUCAUCAACUGAUCAUUUUGAACUCGGAAUGGACGGAGACAAAAAUGCUGAAUAUCAAUCAAUGGAAAGUACUAAAAUAGUUAAUGAUAUUAUGAAGAACUCAGAUGAUUCAAAUAUUGAACCAUGCAAUAAAUCUACAACUGAUCAAUCUCGAAAAGGGAUGAAAGGAGAAAAUAGUUCUGAAUUGAAAUUGAUUAAAAAAACUAAAGUAAUUUCUGAAUUUAUUGACAACCCAGAGGACAUGAUUGUUCAGACUUGCGAUAAAUUCACAACUGAUCAAUCUAAACAAAAAAUGGAUGGAGAAAACAGUUCAGAAUUCAAAUUAGUUGAAAAUAAUGAAAUAGAAAUAGAAGACGAUAAAAAUGUUGAAAGAACUAAAAUAGUUACUGAAACUAUAAACAACUCAGAUGAUUCAAAUAUUGAACCAUGUAAUAAAUCUACAACUGAUCAAUCUGGAAAAGGGAUGAAAGGAAAAAAUAGUUCUGAAUCGAAAUUGAUUAAAAAAACUAAAGUAAUUUCUGAAUUUAUUGACAACCCAGAGGACAUGAUUGUUCAGACUUGCGAUAAAUUCACAACUGAUCAAUCUAAACAAAGAAUGGAUGGAGAAAACAGUUCUGAAUUCAAAUUAGUUGAAAAUAAUGAAAUAGAAAUAGAAGACGAUAAAAAUGUUGAAAGAACUAAAAUAGUUACUGAAACUAUAAACAACUCAGAUGAUUCAAAUCUUGAACCAUGCAAUAAAUCUACAACUGAUCAAUCUCGAAAAGGGAUGAAAGGAGAAAAUAGUUCUGAAUCGAAAUUGAUUAAAAAUCCUAAAGUAAUUUCUGAAUUUAUUGACAACCCAGAGGACAUAAUUGUUCAGACUUGCGAUAAAUUCACAACUGAUCAAUCUAAACAAAGAAUGGAUGGAGAAAACAGUUCAGAAUUCAAAUUAGAUGAAAAUAAUGAAAUAGAAAUAGAAAUAGAAGACGAUAAAAAUGUUGAAAGAACUAAGAUAGUUACUGAAACUAUAAAGAACUCAGAUGAUUCAAAUAUUGAACCAUGCAAUAAAUCUACAACUGAUCAAUCUCGAAAAGCGAUGAAAGGAGAAAAUAGUUCUGAAUCGAUAUUGAUUAAAAAAACUAAAGUAAUUUCUGAAUUUGUUGACAACCCAGAGGACAUGAUUGUUCAGACUUGCGAUAAAUUCACAACUGAUCAAUCUAAACAAAAAAUGGAUGGAGAAAACAGUUGUGAAUUCAAUUUAGGCGAUAUAAAUGUUAAAUAUCAAUCGAUGGAAAAAAUUAAAAUAGAUACUGAAUUUAUCAACAACUCAGAUUGUUUAAUGAUUGAUUCAUCCAAUAAAUUUACAAGUGAUCAGUCUGAGCUAAGAAUGGAAGGAGGAAACAGUAAUAAAUCCGAUAGAUUUGAAAACAUUGACACGGGUGCAGAAACCGUUGAUGAUUUUUUUGAAAAAUCCAAAUCCAAAUUUGAAUCUGCAUAUGAGCAAAAUAAAAAUUGUAAGUCAAUUGAUUGUAGUCAUAAAGCUUAUGAUAAUGUUACCAGCAGUACAGUCGUUGAAUUUGUGUCAGAAAAUGGAAACAAUGAAGACCUUGCAGUAGAGAAACCAAUGUGUGAUGAUGUUACGCGCGAUUGCAACAUUGAUGAAGAAAAUAAAUUUAUAUACCGUCAAAAUUGUGAUGAUAAAAAUGGAUGUAACAAUGAAAUCUAUACCGAAUAUGAAAUGUGUAUAAUGCAUGACUCAGAAACUAAUAGUGUUGAUGUAGAUGUACAUCUUACGCCAUCAACUGAAACUAUAAAUCAAAAUUUAUUUGAAAAAUCUACUUCUUUAAUCACUGAUAGUGAACUUUACCUACAAAAGAAAUCAUUUGAUUCUGAACUUGAAAUAUCAAAAAAAGAAGAAAAGUCUAUUGGAAAAUCACAAGACCUUCUCGGUUUGCCAUCAUUGGAAACAGUUCUAACUAAAAAAACCUCUGAGCUAUAUGAAAUGGAAAAUGUUAAAGAAAUCGAUUCAAUACAAGUUUCUGAAAAUCAGAGUUCAUCAUAUCACACUGCAUAUUCCAUUUCAGGACAAGAAAUCGAUAUUGGUAAAGAAAUUAAUGGAAAGGACAUGAAAAUUGAUUGUCCAUAUGUUAAUCAAGUUCCUAUGCGAAGUUAUAGCAAAUCAUCUAAUGAAUGUGAUAUUAUUGAAAAUAGUAUUUAUUCAACCGGAACAGUUAACUUUGUAGAUAAAACAAAAAUCGAUAAAUGUGAAAUGGAAGCAGAUAAUGAAAAUGCUAUAGAAAAUGACUGCGCUAAAAGUGAUGAACAAAGUAACAACAGUGAAUGUUCUAAUCACACAUAUAAUGUGGAUGAAGAUAAUGAUCGUCGCUUAUCGUUUUUUCGAGAAUAUGAGCUUUAUUCAACUACUACUGUCAAUGAUUUGCCUAAAAUUGAUAUGCAUAUUAAUAAUUUAGAUUUAAUUGAUGUAGAAAGUGUUAAUUCAGAAAUUAUGAAUAAUCUUUCAGCUAGGGCUCGUAUUACCGACGAAGAGAGAGAAAUAAUUCAUAGUCAACUAAGAAAACAUGUUAAAAUCAAUUCAGAUGCACAACAAUUGAAAUUUACCGUAACUCCUACUGAUUGUGAUAUCGAACAUCAAGAUAUUGAAGAGCCUUUAAUAUUUAAUAAUUCAAGUGAUAGCCAAGACAUGUCAGUUCCUAAAAUCAUUAAUAGUGAUGAUCUUAAUAAAGAAACUCAGUUUUCUUUAUUAGAAUUGGAAAUUCUUAAUAAAAUAGAAACAAAUAAUUUAAAGGAAACUGGUGAAAUAUUUGAAAAAAUCGAUUCUUCUAUUCGUAAUAAGUGGGCAACAUCUACAUUAGCUGAAUUAGUGAAUACUCAACUAGAUAUAUCUUCAAAAUCUUCUUCAAAACUGCAAGAUUACUCAAACUCUAGUGAAAUUGAUUUCACUAAAAAAAAUUUUCUUUCAUCAACACCAUCUCCAUCAAAAUGUAAGAUUUUGUCAAAAGAAGAUUUGGGUUUCAUAACACUAUCAAAUUAUACAAAUAAAAAAGAUAAUGCUUUAGAUGAAAACCCCUCAACAUCGACUCCAAGAACAGUAACCACUAAUAGAGGCACAUAUGUACAUAGGAAUUAUCGACGUUCCCGUUCGUUUACAGCAGAACGAUCAAGCCCCAUAGCAGGAGCGUUUAAAGUAAAAAUGAAUAAGACCGUUCCUAAUAUACGAACAAUAAAAAAUAAACCAAUAACAACUGUACAUGAAAUGUUUGAAAGUAAACGUGUAAAGAAUCAGAGAAAUUUUGUAAUGGAGAAUAUACGUAAUGCUGGCGUACCUCGUUAUUUACAAAAAUCAUGUCUUAGAAAAUCAAAAUCAAAUAACAGUGGGACUACCUUAAAAAAAACAUCGAAUACAAAUGAGGUACCUGUUACAUCCGUAAGCACAUCAGGCAUACCGCAACCAUCUAUUUUUACUUUUAAGUCAAAGGAAAGUAUCAGUGGAUCCCCUAAAUUUUGGUUUAGCUUGCCUGCUAAAAAUUCAGUCCCAAAUAAGAAACCCCAAAGAUUGAGCAACAAAAAGGUUUCAAGAAUUAGAAAAGCUCAAGACCCAUUUGAAUUAAAACCAUGCGAAUCGCUUACUUGUAUACCAACAAUAGCAUCGAAGCAUGCAAGUACAAUAAGCAAUGCCGUUGACGAUGGCACUAAUAUAAAUGAAGUAUCACCUUAUAAACGUCGCGUUCCUUGUGACGAACAAGCUUCUGCUUCUAAAGCCGGUGUUGUACAUAAAAAAAUUCGUUUUGAUAACAGUUUAGAUGAAGAUACAUCAGAAGUGUAUGGAGUUGAACUUGAUAAAUCACCAAUAGCAUCGGAAGAGGAUGAAAAACAAAAUUAAUCAAGAGAUUACAAUAAUCCCUACUUAAAAUUCGUUUAGAAAGAGGAUGGUCUACUAUUAUAACAAACAGAAACUUUUGAAAGUGUGCCCUAAACUAUAGCCGACACAAUCCAUUACUGAUAGUAGUUAUUUUUGGAUUAUUUAUUUUGAUAUAAUUU
This is a messenger RNA of Teleopsis dalmanni, 7156 nucleotides long. RefSeq names its product putative histone-lysine N-methyltransferase 1. Gene Ontology annotation, molecular function: actin filament binding. Gene Ontology annotation, cellular component: cytoskeleton; plasma membrane; postsynaptic density. The record is from RefSeq and is a predicted model, not a curated record. Lineage: Eukaryota; Metazoa; Arthropoda; Insecta; Diptera; Diopsidae.